Messenger RNA from Fusarium poae, 639 nucleotides. RefSeq lists its product as uncharacterized. The record is from RefSeq and is a predicted model, not a curated record. The coding region runs from base 1 to 639 and encodes 212 amino acids. Lineage: Eukaryota; Fungi; Ascomycota; Sordariomycetes; Hypocreales; Nectriaceae. The transcript has a single exon.
AUGUUAUUCGUGGCACAAAAUACAUCUGUACCAGUCCCAAAGGUGUACUGCAGCUUCAAGCACAAGGACCGUGUGUAUAUACUCAUGGAGAGAAUCGCAGGCCAAGACCUGUCACAAGGAUGGACGCAAAGGUCAGAAGAGUCCAAAGCACGGAUUCUUGCGCAACUGAAGACUAUGACGGCGGAAUUACGCAGUAUUACCACCCCAGAUGGUAUAGGCAUUGCCAACGUAGAUGGAGGCCCCAUCUUCGAUCAACGUCUUCCUGACAAAUCCUUCUGGGGCCCUUUUGCAACAAUCCAAGACUUCCACCGAGAUCGUGGACUUGAACUCAGAGAUGAUGAAGAAGCCUUUCCAGGUCUACGGGAGCUUAUCGAAUUUCAUAAUGGGUCAUGGCAGAGACCAGUUUUCACCCAUGGUGACCUUAGCAGCCUUGAUAUCAUGGCGGUGAACGAUGAGGUUACUGGCAUUGUCGACUGGGAGUCAGCAGGGUGGAUGCCGCCGUACUGGGAGUAUACGUCUGCUUGGCAUGUUAAUCCACGAAAUGCGUUUUGGCGGGACGCCGUUGAUGGCUUUCUUACGCCUUUACCACAUGAACUGGAAAUGGAAAAGAUACGUCGGCAAUACUUUGGCGAGUUCUAG